GCCAAGAGCUUGGGGUUCUGGCGCCUCCCAGACGAGAGCUUGGGAAGUCUUGUGGAUCAACUGCUGGGGGCUAAACCUGGACCAAGUUACGCCUUGCAGCAGUGGGCUGCAGAGUGGACGGACACGACGGUGGCCAGAAAUGGAAAGUCUGAUAACUCACUCGCAGCCAGGCUGAACAGCAAGGAUAUCGCUGUGUCCGUAGAAACUCAUCGUUUCGCCCCUGAAGUUGACAUGGACGUUGACAUGUCAAGCGCACCACGAAGCUUCCAAAAGCCUCACUCCAUCGUCCCGGAUUGGCGUGGCCAUUUUGUGAGCCCCAACUAUUUCCGAUGCUGGAACAUUGGUAUCCACUUUGUCGUUUUCGGUCUUUCUGCGGCCUAUGCGUCGGACCUCGUCAUCGACAAGUAUCCGGAUGCCGUCAAGCUUUUCAGUUGGCCGAUCUGGUUUGCGCGCUUGGGUGGAAUGGCCACUUCCAUUUGGUCA
Molecule: messenger RNA, 483 nt
Organism: Symbiodinium necroappetens
Lineage: Eukaryota; Dinophyceae; Suessiales; Symbiodiniaceae
Source: the annotation of a GenBank genome assembly